GCGAUAUUCCGCCAACACAAACCCCGUCUGGCGGUGCGGCGCGCGUCUCCUCCUUCCCGCUUUGUGCGUCUUCAGUGCCUGUACAUCGAGACGGUAGUACAGUACUUUGUCACGCACUCUCAUCACAAGAGGAUAAUUCGCUCGUGUGUGCACGCCGAGACACGCGUCUAGACUCUCUACGUGCGUGCGCUUUGGAUUUUCACGCGAUUAUUUUUUUUGCCAUCGUAAUUUAGAUAACAUUCAUUCCGCUGCAAUAGCAUAUCGUAUAAGGGGCAUAUAUAUAUGCGUUAAAAUACAUAUAUUUACUGAGCUAGAUUCCUAUUCAGGUUGUUGCUUUCGAGUGAGAGAGUCUGCUGCUGCUUCUGUCUGAGAUAUCAGAGGUGACGGCGGUGGAGGAGUUCGAAGGUUUUGGGUGAGACCAGGAUGGAGUCUUAUUUGCCAGAGCCAUCUGGGGUACUGGUCUGCCAGCAGGGGCCGAUGAUUAGUGGCCCCUAGCAGGGGACAUGGGGCAAUUGAAGGGCCCUGGCAGCAUGACGGGGGAAACGCUGCACCUGUCGGGGGAGCUGCGCGUGCCAGCCGGCGCUGCUCUCCCGUGCAAGGACGCCGUCUUCCCUCCGCCGACCCCGGCUUCUCCGGCCAUCGGAGGGGCCGCCGCCAUCGUCGCCGCCGAUGACGACGACGCCGGUGGCGGCGGGAACGCGGCGGUGGUGGUGGCGUCGCCUCGGCGGAGCGGGGGGCCUUCCCCAUGGCGGAGUGGGGGGCUGCCCUCCUCGGCCGGGCUGCACCCCCUGCACCACGCGUGCUUCCACGGGGACGCACGGCGCGCCCUCGCCGUGCUGGCCGCAAACCCAGCAGCACUCACUCAGAGGGACCCACACGGAAACACUGCCCUGCACGUCGCCGUGAUGCUGGGCAAUCGAGACUGCACCAGGGUUCUGCUGGCUCACAACGCUCCGGUCAAGUCCCGGAACGCACAGGGAUGGAGUCCCCUGGCCGAGGCCGUGAGCCUGGGACAUCGGCAAACGAUCGCAUCGCUCGUGAGGAAGUACAAGCUGCAGUCGCGGGAGAGCGCAGAAAUCCGCAGGCCUCGCCUCCUCAAGGCCAUGCAGGAACUCGGAGACUUUUACCUGGAGGUUCACUGGGACUUCCAGAGCUGGGUGCCGCUCGUGUCCCGAAUGCUGCCGUCGGAUACUUGCAAGGUCUACAAGCACGGAAGCAACAUAAGGAUGGACACGACGCUGAUCGAUUUCAGCGACAUGAAGUGGCAGCGGGGUGACCUCAGCAUCCUGUUCGGUGGAGAGACGACGUCGAGCCAAGCGUUCACCGUGCUCGACAACAGCAGUCGCGUGUACCAGCGCAUCCAGUACAAGGACGCUGAGGUGGACACGGAGGAGGAGGUGGAUGCUCUGAUGAGUCGCGACAUCGUGUCCAUCACAAUGUCCACCAAGAACAUCAGCUUCCACCGUGCUCACUCUGGCUGGCUCUUCUCCAAAGGAAAAACGGAGCGAGUGGGGGAUUUUGUAGGGGAGCUCUUCUCCAUCUCCGGGCUGUGUCUUGUGUCGAGGAAGCGCCGUGAGCAUCUCACGGAGAGCGACGUGCAGCGCAACAAGGCCCUGCUCGACAGCCUACGGCAGGGGGGGGCGCCCCCCCACCCCCCCGCCCUGCCCAGCAAACGGGACUCUUUGGCCCCGCCUCCAAGCUGCACCGUCCAAUGGGAAGACUACAUCGCAGCGGAGCCUGGAAGACCUCCGGUUCUUGCUCGGCGUCCCAUUUGCAAGGAGACCAAGAAGCAUUUCCGCGCCACAGUGGCGAUGUGUCCCGACUUCCCCGUCAACCUCCACCUGCUGCUCAAUGUGCUGGAGGCCGUGGCUCCAUUCAAACAUUUCAGCAAACUGCGACAGUUCGUGGAGAUGAGACUUCCCCCUGGCUUCCCCGUCAAACUGGACGUGCCGGUGUUCCCCACCGUGAGCGCCACCGUAACGUUCCGCGAGUUCCGCGCCCAGGACUCCUUCCCGCCGGAGCUCUUCCUCGUGCCGCACGGAUACACCGAGGAUCCGGCACACUUCCCCGACCUCUGAGAGCAACAGCUCCACUCCGUCCCACCCUCCAAUCCUCCAUCCCUCCCCCUUUCCCUCCCUCCCUCUCUCCCUCCAUCCCACCCUUCAUCCCACCAUUCCUCUGCACAUCACUGGCUCUCCUGUCUCCUGUCCAUCUCCUCUCUCUCCCCUCUCUCUUGUCUCUUUCUCCAGUCUCCUAUCUGUCUCACCCCCCUGCCCGCCACUGCCCUCUGCUGCCUUGCCACUGCCCUCUGACGCCUGCCACGUUGCCCGUCAUCAUGACACAAACACAUUUCCCAAAAUGAGAGAGACAUUUCCCAAAACCCUCGUUAAAAUUACACGAAAAAUUAAGCGAACAAAGUACGCCGAUUUCCCAUAUCCGUCCCUCCACGUUACAAAAGUUACAGGUAAUUAAGUAUAUUAUUUACGUGUCCCAGAAGGCCAUUAUUUCACCAACAUUGUUUUGGGGAUCGACAACUCUGGGUGGCCUUCCUCCUCAUCCUGAACCUGCGACCCCCUCUCCCUGUCACACGAGUCGAUAUCGCCAGACGUUGGGCAUCCAACAUUUCGCUCCAUGUGCCCCAGGGUGCUUUCGUCAGGAGCGGCAAUGUGACAACGUCCGGCACGUGGAGUGAAAUUGUCGGGCGUCGCGCCGAACGCUUCGAUAGCGCAGCGCGACCGCAGCGCUACCGAAGCACAACCCCAACACAUACCAUAGUCUAACCGCAGCACAACCCCAACACAUACCGCAGCACUACCGCAACACGACCAAUGUCUAACCGCAGCACGACUGCAACACUACCAUAGCGCUACCGCAACACUACCAUAGCGCUACCGCAGCACUACCGAAACACUGCCACAACACUACUAUAGUCUUAACCGCAGCACGUCCGCAACACUACCAUAGCGCUACCGCAGCACUACCGAAGCACUGCCACAACACUACUAAUGUCUAACCGCAGCACGACCGCAACACUACCAUAGCGCUACCGCAGCACUACCGAAACACUGCCACAACACUACCAUAGUCUAACCGCAACACGACCGCAACACUACCAUAGCGUUACCGCAGCACGACCGCAACACUACCAUAGCGCUACCGCAGCACUACCGAAGCACUGCCACAACACUACCGUAGCGCUACCCCAGCACUACCGAAGCACUGCCACAACACUACCGUAGCGCUACCCCAGCACGACCACAACACUACCAUAGCGCUACCGCAGCACGACCGCAACACUACCGAAGCACUGCCACAACACUACCAUAGCGCUACCGCAGCACGACCGCAACACUACCGCAGUGCGACCGCGAACGCCCACGCGGUGUUUCCUGUCUUCCCAACGUCUCUCCCCUGUCUCUCUUUGCCUCGCCUAACCCAGAAUGGGAGGGGGGCUUUCCUCUCCGACUGAGAGAUGAAUCUCCUCAUUGCGCUGAAACGUACGCAACGCGCUGUGUCUCUGUGUUUGUGUCGCGGCCCCCGAGCGCGUGAACACAUUUGUGCGUGAACCCCUUCGCGUUGUUCAGAGAUAACGAGAGGUGUCGCUUUCUGCGCGUCGACCGAGCCGAGAGGCCCUCGCAGAGACAGAAGCGAGGAAAUUAGAAACACGUUGGCAUUGCCGGGUAGAAAAUAUCCGCCCUCCCCCCCCCCAAGUACUCAAUGAGUGCUGCUCAGGCUGAUGGACAUUGGUGUUUGCGGGCCAUUUCCAAGUGGUAGGCCUCUUGUUGCCGUGGGCCAUGUGAAGUCACGGGCCGUGUGAAGUGAAAUCAUGGGCCGUGUGAAGUGAAGUCACGGGCCACGUGAAGUGAAGUUACGGGCCGUAUGAAAAUAUACGGUAAUGCUAAUGGAGCGAAUGGGCCAGGGCAAAUGGGACAGAAAUAUAGUGAGAAAAAUUUAGAUGGAUGAUAAAAAGAAGACGGUUCAAACGAGUUGGACAACCCCAGUGGACAUGACUAACGAGAUGUAGACAUUCCAAACAAGUCGGUACAGAUGAGAUGGACGAUACAGAUGAGACGCACUUACUGAGACAGACUGUCUCGUUAAGGAUUGGGGGGGGGGGAGGUUGAGUUGCGUGCCCCCACACCAGCAUUUAAUGACGAAGAGUGUCCGACAAAAUGUGUAUGACUGCUGUAGCCGACUCGACUAAGAGAAAUGAGUAAACACGAACUUCCGCUGAGCCUCGACUAGAACUCCACAGGCCGCAAGGGCCGUCGACAGUGAGACGACGACUCGAUUGCCAUCGCCCGACCCAACUGUGCGAGUCUGGAGAAUUAACCAAAUUAUUCGGUGCUGCUGUUGCAUUGGCAGUGAUGCACAAGCACAAAAACAAAUGCAGCUCGACACACUCGUUUAGAACAACAAUAUGUGUGUGUGUUGCCUUUCGAAAGGGAGAGAAUAUAAUUAGGUGAUGUUUUGGGCAAUGGUUCCUUCGUCACAGCGUCACAGCACGUGGAGAGAGAGGCGAAAGUGUGUGUGUCGAGUGGUUUGUGUCAUUUGCGAAAGGGUGAGGUCUGGGAAUCCUGACGCGUGACAUUUCAAUCGUUGUGCUAGAAAAACAGUAAUCCCAAUAACAGCUGCGAAUUAGUGUAAUGCAAAUAGUAAAUAUGAUUCAUUUAUUUUGGGGGCUAGAUCAUCAUGUACGUGUAAUGUAAUUUUUCUAACAACCCUCCACCACCCGACCGGCAAGGCCAAUCAAAUCAAGUUUGUGACGCCGUUGGCAAAAAAUAUCGGUCGUUAUCAAAUGUUUUACGAAAGGCGUUUGGGAGAAGACGUUUACUUUCUUAGAGCGGUUUUAACAAAUUACAAUUAUUAUUCCAAGCGGUAUCUUUUAAACGAAAUUACGUUUAGAUACGACCCAAACUUUUAUUUUUUAAAAUAAUUUAACGGAAGACAAAAAACAAGUGGUGUCACCCGUCGAACAAUCAUCCGGGACCAGCAAAAUUAACUUUAGCGUGUGCAGCAUGGUGCUGAGUGUAUUCUGGUGAUGCGAUGACCACAUUCCAGCGAGAGGUGUUACCGGCGGUAACUCAAUAACCCACAUGCACGCUUUAAAGAUAUCCCACGCGGAGGUUUAUUGGAACGCCUUGCAAAUCGAUUUCAUUCAUUAUCGAUUUUGUUGGGGUCAGAUCGCCGCGUGAGCAAGAUCCCAAUGUGUCAUCCACAACAUCAAUAAAGUUGUGACGUGAACAAACGCACUAUCUUAUUAUUGUGCCGGCAAAAACGGCAAGUUGGUGAGCGAUCAAUGCACAUUUAAUUCUGAGGUACGGACGUUUUGCUGGUAGUUGCAAACAGCAUCAUCAGGUGAUCGCAUUUGUGAUGACAUCACAAUUGCGAUGAUGUCACAAUGGUGACGACAUCACACUGCCGAAGGCUCAAAACUGGAGGAGAUUUUUUCACGAUUCUGGCUACCAAUGCAUGAUGGUGCUUGUAAUUACCCAGAGAGAUGUCGCACCACAUUGUGAUGUGCGCGUGGAUCCCCCGACGGCACACGGCCGUGCUGAAGCAUUAACAAAUCAGUGCUCAUGUUCACGUGGAGAAGGGGUGGACGACACAACAUUGGCAUUCUACUCGCGCGACGAUCUGACCCCCCAACAAACUGUCGGCCACAAGUGCCUGCAAGCGUUGAAAUUCUAUAUUGCUGUCAUCCUGUAAUCAUCUCCAAAGGUGUCCGUAAGACAAACUUGACAAUUCGAUCAUUCUGCCGACUCUCAAGCAACAACCGCUACUGUCAACCGGACACUUUGCGAUAUUGUGGGUUAUCGAGUUUUUAUUUAUUUAAGUUAUUUACCGUGACACAAUGUUUCAGCACGUAGGGAACAGUGAGGAGUGCUCGAUGUACACCCAGUAGCGGUGUAACGAGCGUGGGCCAGGCAGGGGUGCCUUGCUCCCCCCCCCCCCCCCCCCCGGUGCCCAAAGCUUCGAGUUGGGGCCCCCUUGACAACCACCAUGAGGUUUGUUUUCAGCAGUGUUGGGGCCCCACCUGAUCGAUUGCCGCACCCUUCGGGCUAAUUGUGUAGUUACGACGCCACUGCGUACACCAGAUGUGAUGAACCGCUCGCUAGAACAUAGACAACGCCCCGAGUGAUGUAGCAGCGUAGCUCGCGAUGCUCCGACCUGCCCUCGGGUUGUACAGGCGUGUGCUGUUCGGCACGAUGUCCGAUGUUUCGCUACACGUGGCUGGGAGUCAGCUUCUUCCGAAGUUGACUCCCCAGCACUCGAGCGGAACGUGAUGUCCGACGUUUCGCUCCACAUGGUUGGGAGCUUCUUAAGUUCAAGUUUCUGAAAAAGCUCCCGGAAUGUGCAACAGAACGCCGGACGUCGUGCCCGUACCGCGUGUUUGUUUGGCAGUUCGGUUUCUAAAGCAGCUCCAGGCAUGGUGAUCGAAACGUCGGACAUCGUGCUGAGGGACACGAAGUGGCAUGACCCGAUAGCACAAUGCGGAGCCACGCGGCACAGCCAUGAACACCUCCGCAGUCGUGGCACCUGCUUUAACUUUGCGCAUGGUUAUAAGAUUAAUCAUAUAUAAUAUUACGAUACGGUAAUGAUCGAGCAUGCGUGCCUUAUAGUGGCAAUAGAUACGUGAACAAAUAUUUAAAAUUGAACUUAAAAAAAUGUUACAAUGUGAAGGCUUAUUAUAAUUGUACACUUGUGUGAAAUUGAAUUCGGCUUACAGAAGACGUGCGUGUUGAGAUUUGUAUAGAUGUGGGGGUGGGGGUCUAUCGGAAAAAUGCGCAGCCUGAUUUGAAGCAUGAAGAUCCCUUGUAGGGUGUGGAGGGGCAGCACAAUUGGUCUAUCAUCAUCAUUGAUUCCCCAAGGAUUUCAGAAUAUUAUUUUCAGAAUAUUUAUACUGGAGGAAUGCGAUGAGCUAUAAAGCUCUUUUUCACAAAUAUCUAGAAGGGUUGGGUUAUACCGUUACAACAAACCAUUAAAACACACGAUCGGAGUGCAAAGUAUAGGAAAAGUCACUUUAAAAAUAUAUAUACGAAUAAAACUAAACUUUUUUUUUAUAUCUUACCAGAUAAAACCCACUGAGCUAUGAGGUUAUUUUUCAGAAGCGACCUGGCCACAAAUGAUAGCUCGCCCAUGAGAAAUGGCUGUCUCCCUUCUUCGCUCAAUGAGAGAAUCACUCCCUGCGCAGACACGUGGGUGGCACGGGAAGCCAGGCUUGGCGAGCGUGCCCCGACCGAGUCUGGGCACUCAGGGAGAAGACACUGGGGGGGGGGGGGGGUACUGAGGGUUGCUGAUGAGUCAUCAUUUGGAUGAAACUGGUCCACAGUUGUCUUAACACUUAAUCACUGGCCGCCUGUCAGUCGGUCAAAUUUGUCAAAUUGUAUUGUGAUGGUGACAAUGCAGUUCUGCAGGACCUGCUCAAUGGUUUUAUUUGCAUAAGGCACACACAUGGCUGGGUGUGCUUUUUACUCGUUUCUGUGCUCUGCACUUUGCGCAUCCUAUUAGCGGUACAUUUAUUAUCCACCGCAACGCUACCCAUUCUAUUAUCUGCACAUUAAUUAACCCUUGCAACGCCACACAUCCCAUUGGCGGCACAUUAAUCCUUGCAACGCCACCCUUCCUAUUAUAUGCACAAUAAUUAACCAUCGUAAUGCCACGCCUGCUCUAUCAGGCCACGAAUUUUUCCGAUCGUCCUUUGUAAGUUAUGUAUUUACUGUAUAUGCACAUGGGGGGGAUGUUACAAAUUAUGUCAGCAAGAACACGUGUUUAAAAUAUAUAUGAACAAAAUGAGCUUGUAAAUUUAAUUUAAUUUACCCUGAAAUUAAAUGGCCUCGGAUGUGUA
Molecule: messenger RNA, 7849 nt
Organism: Petromyzon marinus (sea lamprey)
Lineage: Eukaryota; Metazoa; Chordata; Hyperoartia; Petromyzontiformes; Petromyzontidae
Source: RefSeq, a predicted model, not a curated record